Megalobrama amblycephala (Wuchang bream) is the source of this 2628-nucleotide messenger RNA. RefSeq lists its product as uncharacterized. Bases 138 to 1547 code for a protein of 469 amino acids. The transcript has 9 exons. The record is from RefSeq and is a predicted model, not a curated record. NCBI's taxonomy places the organism in Eukaryota, Metazoa, Chordata, Actinopteri, Cypriniformes, Xenocyprididae.
UGCUUUGGCAUUUGCUUUAAUCAAACAUUUAACUCAUCCAACACCUACACACACAUCAAUCCUCACAGAAGCAUUAAUCGUCCAUUCCAUCUAGUUAAACAUGACAUGGGAACAGGAAUGUGCCCGGAGUGCUUUGUAUGCACGACAGCAAAGGGGCUGAGUUAAACUACCAGACUACCACAGGACACACCUACCGACAACAUAAUUUACAGCCCCGGCACACGGUUAAAUCCUAUAUUUACAACGAAAACAUCCAUCGUACCGAUAAAACUAUGCUGAGUGUUUGGACCCUCCUUGCAGCUGCUAUUUUUGCAGUGCCAGUCUCUGCAAUAUCUCGGAGGCAUAUAAUCCAUGGCCGUCAGUUGACUCUGGAUCUUCCCGAAAGGACAGAGAGGUUGGAUUUUGCUACUGCUGAUGAGACUGAUCGGUUUACUAUCUGGGAACAUAAAAAAAUCUCUCUCUGGCCCAGUAAAUCCAGUAAAGGUCAAGUGACCAGCGCUAAUAAUGGCUGGACUUUCAGAAUCACACAAGUUACAUUUGACGAUGAGGGAACCUACACCUUGGUUAAUCACUUUGGGGCAACCCUCUCCAGUUAUACAGUGAAGGUCGACAUCAGCAGAGAUAUCAUUGAGCGUAUUGCAGGUGAAAAACUGACCAUACCACUACUAGGACUCAAGCAAAGUGAUGCCACACUUCGCUUUUUUGGCAAUUAUUCAUCUGUCACCCUGGUGGAGAAUGGAAUUCCUGUGGGCAAGAAUUACCCAGACUACGUUAACCGGCUUAAAGUGACCAGCGACUCAAUCCAGAUUCUCAAUGUCAAUGUGUCAGAUUUGGGCAGAUACGAGCUCACUGAUUAUAAACGCAGACUUGUCGCGAACAAUACAAUGAUACUAGUGGAUCAACAUUCAUAUACCCCAAGUACAGGUCUUAUAGCUCUGCUGCUGCUUGGAAUUCCUGGUGGAAUCUGCUUCUGCUGCAGAAAGAGAAUCUGCAAAUGUUGCCGGACCAACAAAUCAAACACGCACACAGUGGAGUCCAACGCCCUUAAUUCUGUACCGGUGUCUAUACCUUGCAGCAACACAGUGAUUGGUCCUGGAGGUCCUAUAGGUCCUGGAGGCCCUGGCCAGGGCUACAUCGCUGGUUAUCCGCCUCAGCCAGAUCAAGGUCAGAUUCAUUAUCCUCCACCACCAGAGUGGAGCGGACAACCUGCUGUUUCUCCCAACCCUGGCUUUCAUCCUGCAUAUGUGCCUCAAAACCCUGUCUAUCCUCCUGAGUUUGGAUCUGGAGUUCCCCCCGCUCAGCCUCCACAGUACAACCCAUCUGCACCUGUGAGCUAUAUGCCAGUGAUGAACAGCGCUCCUCCUGGGCCUGAAGUCACAGGGAUGAAGAUGAAUGAACCAUCUCCACACGCACCACUGCUCACACCUCAGCCGGAGUUUCAACAGUCUGCUAUGGGCAGCCUUUCCAUGGAUAUGCUUAACUCCGGUGACUCUACUGUCCAGUUUGACAUUAACAAAGGAAAGUCUUCUGGCAACAACUUCCUGUAGUUACUCCAAAAUACUGAAUUAUACCUGUAAGGGAAAUAGAAACAAACACUUAGAUGUUAUAAUUUUAAUACCUUUAAAAUCACUGUUAACACUCUUCUCCUUUGAAAAACAUUACCUCUUAAUGUCAGUCUUUUGGUAGGGAAGAAGCUGUUGAAUGAUACCAAAGAUAUUUCACAGUUACAAAGCUACUACCAUAUUGUCAGCAAGAUGCAGCAAAUUUUUUUCGUAUUAUAUUCACACGCUACAUGGACAAAAGCAUGAGGAUUUACCUUUUGAAUGGGCUUCCAAUGACACCCAUUGCUGACAGAUGUGUGUAUUGAUGCAGCAAAGCAAUAUCCAUAGACAAACACUGGCAUGUUAUGGCCUGUUCUGAAGCUCACUUUCAAAGGGUUAGUUUACCCAAAAAACUGGGUAAAAAUUCUGUUAUUUACUCCUCCCUCAUUUCAUUCCAAAUCUGUAUGACUGAAAAAUAAAGAAGAUUUUUUUGGGAAGUGUUUUUUUGUCCAUACAAUGGAAGUCAGUGGGCAGUUAGUAACAUUCUUCAAACUAUCUUAAGGUUCCACAGAAGAAAGAAAUGCAUACAGAUUUGAAAUGACAUGAGAGCAAAUGAUGACAGAAUUUUUAUUUUUUAUUUAUUUUUUUUUUUUUGGGUAAACUAUCUCUUGAAGGUGAUACUGAGCUACUAUUUUCACUUUACCCAAAUUAUCCAACAGUCAGCCUUAAAAAGCCAUAUUCUACAUUUUUGUGUAUAACUACAUGGAAUACAUGUACACAUUACGAUUUAUGCAUGUAAAUGAAUUUAAAUGUUUUAAUGUACUGUUUUAGGGAUUUUUCUCAACUACCAUGAAUAGCCUGGCAGAAGCUACAUUUACUUAAGCAUUUUUCAUAGUGCUUUUAGCUGGAAUUAAACAACAAAAGCCUCAAACAACUAAACAUUUAUACUUGAAUCUUAGAUAUGUGUAAAAUCUUAGUGAGGUUUUAUAGUAGGUUUCACGUUGUACCUUAAAAGGACUUUAUAUCACAAUGGAUAUGGAAAUAUAAAAAGACCUACCAUUGUUCUGAAUUAAAAUACUGCUAUCAA